UCCGGCAGUCGCUGCGCGGCGAGGGUGACACACGAUGGUCACGGUCCCUGGAGACCGUCGUGUUGGCGAGCAGCACUCCCUGGCUCCCCGGCCCGCCUCAGCCUCCAGGGCAGCGCUCGGAGCGGGCUGCAGGAGCUGAGCCGCCCCGCGCCAGAGGGUCUUGGCGAAGCUCUUGGAGGCGCGCAGAGCACAGGAGGGCGGAGAAGGUGCGCGAGCGCUCGGGGGUCAGGCGGUCGGCUGGCCGGGGUCGCCGCUGGAGGGGCGUUUCCGAGGCGUGGAGGAGGAGGAGGAGAUGCUGCUCCUCUUCUCCCCCUCCCCAGGCUCCUUCUCCAGCUCCUUCGGCCCACGCCCGCAGCCGCUUGGGGGAGAAGUGGUGGCUCUCGGCGCCCGCGGCGGCUGCCGGCGGCCCGCCCCGACGCCGCGUCCCCGCAGCCCUCGCCCGGCGCUCCUGUAGCAGGACCGCGUCUUCGGACGAGCCGGUAAUAUGCACGUGUCACUAGCAGAGGCCCUGGAGGUUCGGGGUGGACCACUGCAGGAGGAAGAAAUAUGGGCUGUAUUAAAUCAAAGUGCCGAAAGUCUCCAAGAAUUAUUCAGAAAAGUAAGCAUAGCUGAUCCUGCAGCCCUUGGCUUCAUCAUUUCUCCGUGGUCUCUGCUGUUGCUGCCAUCUGGCAGUGUGUCAUUUACAGAUGAAAAUAUUUGCAAUCAGGAUCUUCGAGCAUUCACUGCACCAGAGGUUCUUCAAAAUCAAUCACUGACUUCUCUCUCAGAUGUUGAAAAGAUCCAUAUUUAUUCUCUUGGAAUGACAUUGUAUUGGGGGGCUGAUCAUGAAGUACCUCAGAGCCAACCUAUCAAGCUUGGAGAUCAUCUCAACAGCAUCCUGCUUGGAAUGUGUGAGGAUGUUAUUUACGCUCGGGUUUCUGUUCGGACUGUCCUGGAUGCUUGCAGUGCUCACAUUAGGAACAGCAAUUGUGCCCCUUCAUUUUCCUAUGUGAAACAGUUGGUAAAACUGGUUCUGGGAAAUCUGUCUGGGACGGAUCAGCUUUCCUGUAACAGCGAACAAAAGCCUGAUCGAAGCCAGGCUAUUCGAGAGCGAUUAAGAGGAAAAGGAUUACCAACAGGAAGAAGCUCUACUUCUGAUGUACUAGACAUACACAAGUCUCCAUUCUCUCAUCAGACCUUUCUUAACAAAGGGCUUAGUAAAUCAAUGGGAGUUCUGUCCAUCAGAGACACACAAGAUGAGCAAGAUUAUUUCAAGGACAUUUCAUCAGAUAAUAAUUCUGGACACAAAGAUUCUGAAAAUACCUGCUCCCCUUACCAGUUCAAAACUAGUGACGCAGAAAAAAAAGCUACCUCUGACAUUGAUGUGCUUCCCAAGAAGAAGAUUUGGGCUUCAUCCAUGGACUUGCUUUGCACAGCUGACAGAGACUUCUCUUCUGGGGAGACUGGCAGAUACGGACACUUUCUCCCUCAGGGAGUAACAGUGCGGACUUCAACUACUCCCAGAAAAAAGGAGGCAAGAUACUCAGAUGGAAGCAUAGCCUUGGAUAUAUUUGGCCCUCAGAAAAUAGAUCCAAUGUUUCACACACGAGAAUUGCCUACCUCCUCAGCAAUAUUAAGUGCUUUGGACCGAAUCCGAGAGAGACAGAAGAAACUUCAGGUUCUGAGAGAAGCCAUGAAUGUAGAAGAACCAAUUCGAAGAUACAAAACUUACCACAGUGAUAUCUUUAGUACCUCCAGUGAAAGUCCAUCUGUUAUUUCCUCUGAAUCAGAUUUCAGACAAGUGAGAAAAAGUGAAGCUUCAAAGAGAUUUGAAUCCAACAGUGGUCUUCCAGGGGUAGAUGAAACUCCAAGUCACAGCCAGUCACAGAGACCAAGUAGACAAUAUGAAACACCCCUUGAAGGCAACUUAAUUAAUCAAGAGAUCAUGCUAAAACGGCAAGAAGAAGAAAUGAUGCAGCUACAAGCCAGAAUGGCCCUUAGACAGUCUCGGUUGAGCCUGUAUCCAGGAGACACAAUCAAAGCUUCCAUGCUUGACAUCGCCAGGGAUCCCUUAAGAGAAAUGGCUCUAGAAACAGCCAUGACCCAAAGAAAACUGAGGAAUUUCUUUGGCCCUGAGUUUGUGAAAAUGACGAUUGAACCAUUUAUAUCUUUGGAUUUGCCACGGUCUAUCCUUACCAAGAAAGGGAAGAAUGAGGAUAACCGAAGAAAAGUAAACAUAAUGCUUCUGAGCGGGCAGAGACUGGAACUGACUUGUGAUACCAAAACUAUAUGUAAAGAUGUAUUUGAUAUGGUUGUGGCCCAUAUUGGCUUAGUGGAACAUCAUUUGUUUGCUUUAGCUACCCUCAAAGAUAAUGAAUAUUUCUUUGUUGAUCCUGAUUUAAAGUUAACCAAAGUGGCCCCAGAGGGAUGGAAAGAAGAACCAAAGAAAAAGAGCAAAGCCACUGUUAAUUUUACUUUGUUUUUCCGAAUUAAAUUUUUCAUGGAUGAUGUUAGUCUAAUACAACAUACUCUGACCUGUCAUCAGUAUUAUCUUCAGCUGAGAAAAGAUAUCUUAGAGGAGAGGAUGCACUGUGAUGAUGAGACUUCUUUAUUGCUGGCAUCCUUGGCUCUCCAGGCUGAGUAUGGAGAUUAUCAACCAGAGGUUCAUGGUGUGUCUUAUUUUAGACUGGAGCAUUAUUUGCCUCCCAGAGUGAUGGAGAAACUUGACUUAUCCUAUGUUAAAGAAGAGUUACCCAAAUUACAUAAUACCUAUGUGGGAGCUUCUGAAAAAGAGACAGAGUUAGAAUUUUUAAAGGUCUGCCAAAGACUGACAGAAUAUGGAGUUCAUUUCCACCGGGUGCACCCUGAGAAAAAGUCACAAACGGGAAUAUUGCUUGGAGUCUGUCCUAAAGGUGUUCUUGUGUUUGAGGUUCACAAUGGAGUUCGCACAUUGGUCCUUCGCUUUCCUUGGAGGGAAACCAAGAAGAUUUCUUUUUCCAAAAAGAAAAUCACAUUGCAAAAUACGUCAGAUGGAAUAAAACACGCCUUCCAGACAGACAACAGUAAGGUAUGCCAGUACCUGCUGCGCCUCUGCUCUUCCCAGCAUAAGUUCCAGCUGCAGAUGAGAGCAAGACAGAGCAACCAAGAUGCCCAAGAUAUUGAGAGAGCUUCGUUUAGGAGCCUGAAUCUCCAAGCAGAGUCCGUUAGAGGCUUUAAUAUGGGACGAGCAAUCAGCACUGGCAGUCUGGCCAGCAGCACCCUGAACAAACUUGCCGUUCGACCUCUGUCAGUUCAAGCUGAGAUUCUGAAGAGGCUAUCCUGCUCAGAGCUGUCGCUUUACCAGCCACUGCAAAACAGUGCAAAAGAGAAGAGUGACAAAGCUUCAUGGGAGGACAAGCCUAGAGGGAUGAGUAAAUCAUACCACGAUCUCAGUCAGGCCUCUCUCUUUCCUCAUCGGAAAAAUGUCAUUGUUAACAUGGAAUCCCCACCACAAUCCGUUGCGGAGUUGGUGGGAAAACCAGCUCACCAGAUGGCAAGAUCUGAUACAGAGUCUUUGGCAGGAUUCACAAAACUUAAUAAUUCAAAGUCUGUUGCAAGUUUAAAUAGAAGUCCUGAAAGGAGGAAACGUGAAUCGGACUCCUCAUCCUUUGAAGACCCUGGCCAAGCCUAUGUUAUAGGAAUGACUUUGCAUAGUUCUGGAAAUUCUUCAUCCCAAGUACCUUUAAAAGAAAAUGAUGUGCUACACAAAAGAUGGAGUAUAGUAUCUUCACCAGAAAGGGAGAUCACCUUGGUGAACCUGAAAAAAGAUGCAAAGUAUGGCUUAGGAUUUCAAAUUAUUGGUGGGGAGAAGAUGGGAAGACUGGAUCUAGGUGUCUUUAUUAGUUCAGUUACCCCUGGAGGACCAGCUGACUUGGAUGGAUGCGUAAAGCCAGGAGAUCGUUUGAUAUCUGUGAAUAGUGUAAGUCUGGAGGGGGUCAGCCACCAUGCUGCAAUUGAAAUUUUGCAAAAUGCACCCGAAGACGUGACACUUGUUAUCUCUCAGCCAAAAGAAAAGAUAUCCAAAGUGCCUUCUACUCCUGUGCACAUUGCCAAUGGCAUGAAAAACUAUGUGAAGAAGCCUUCUUCCCUGCAAGACGGUGCUCUCGAUUCCUCUGAGGGUCACUGCUGGCCACAUGGUACCCCAAGGCACAUCUCAGAGAGCUCUUUUGGGCUGUCUGGGGGCCUGGGAGAGGGAAGCCUGAGUUCUCAAGAUUCCAGGACUGAGAGUGCCAGCUUGUCCCAGAGCCAGGUCAACGGUUUCUUUGCUAGCCAUGUAGGUGACCGAACCUGGCAGGAAUCACAGCACGGCAGUCCCUCCCCAUCUGUGACAUCCAAAGCCACUGAGAAAAAGAGGACCUCUACUGACAGUAAUCAGAGCAAAGCUAAAAAACCAGGCAUUUCCGAUGCAACAGAUUAUUCUGACCGUGGAGAUUCAGACAUGGAUGAAGCCACUUAUUCCAGCAGUCAGGAUCAUCAAACACCAAAAAAGGAAUCUUCCUCCUCAAUGAAUACAUCCAACAAAAUGAAUUUUAAAAAUUUUCCUUCAUCACCUCCUAAACCUGGAGAUAUCUUUGAGGUUGAACUGGCUAAAAAUGAUAACAGCUUGGGGAUAAGUGUCACGGUACUGUUUGACAAGGGAGGUGUGAAUACCACUGUCAGACAUGGUGGCAUUUAUGUGAAAGCUGUUAUUCCCAAGGGAGCAGCAGAGUCAGAUGGUAGAAUUCACAAAGGUGAUCGCGUCCUAGCUGUCAACGGAGUUAGUCUGGAAGGAGCUACCCACAAGCAAGCUGUGGAGAUGCUGAGAAAUACAGGACAGGUGGUUCAUCUGUUGUUAGAAAAGGGACAGUCUCCAGCAUCCAAAGAGCAUGUCCCCAUAACCCCACAGUGCACCCUUCUCGAUCCAGAUGCCCAAGGUCAAGCUCCAGAAAAAAUGAUGAAGAAAAUGGCUCAUGUCAAAGACUACAGCUUUGUCACUGAAGAGAAUACAUUUGAGGUAAAGUUGUUUAAAAAUAGCUCAGGCCUAGGAUUCAGUUUUUCUCGAGAAGAUAAUCUUAUACCCGAGCAAAUGAAUACCAGCAUAGUAAGGGUUAAAAAGCUCUUUCCUGGACAGCCAGCAGCAGAAAGUGGGAAAAUUGAUGUGGGAGAUGUUAUCUUGAAAGUGAAUGGAGCCUCUUUGAAAGGACUGUCUCAGCAGGAAGUUAUAUCUGUUCUCAGGGGAACAUCUCCAGAAGUAUCCUUGCUUCUCUGUAGACCUCCACCUGGUGUGCUACCGGAAAUCGACCCUGCUCUUUUGACCCCACUGCACUCUCCAGCACAAGUACUUCCCAACAACAGUAAAGACCCUUCUCAACCAGCAAGUGUGGAGCAAGGCACCAGCUCAGAUGAAAAUGAAAUGGCUGAUAAAAGCAAGAAACAACGCAUGUCCCCAUCCAGGAGAGACAGUUAUAGUGACAGCAGUGAGAGUGGUGAAGAAGACUUAGAGAAAGCUCCAGCAAAGAUACCAAAUAUGAGUUGGAGUUCAGCUUUGCAUCAGACACUAAACAACUUGGUGUCACAGGCACAAAGUCCACACGAAGCACCAAAGAGUCAGGAAGAUACCAUUUGUACCAUGUUUUACUAUCCUCAGAAAAUACCCAAUAAACCAGAACUGGAGGACAGUAAUCCUCCUUCCCCGUUACCACUGGAUGUGACCCCUGGACAGAGUUGUCAACACCAAUCAGAAUCUGCUUCCACUAAUUCAGUGGAUAAAUAUCAUAUAAAUCACAUUUCUGAGCCAGCUAGACAAGAAAGCUUGACAUCUUUGAAAAAUGACUUGGAAAACCACCUUGAAGACUUCGAGCUGGAGGUAGAACUCCUCAUUACCCUAAUUAAAUCAGAAAAAGGAAGCCUGGGUUUUACAGUAACCAAAGGCAAUCAGAGUAUUGGUUGUUAUGUUCACGAUGUCAUUCAGGAUCCAGCCAAAAGUGAUGGAAGGCUAAAACCUGGGGACCGGCUCAUAAAGGUUAAUGAUACAGAUGUUACAAACAUGACUCACACAGAUGCAGUGAAUCUGCUUCGAGCUGCACCUAAGACAGUCAGAUUAGUUCUUGGACGAGUUCUAGAAUUACCCCGAAUGCCAGUGCUGCCUCAUUUGCUACCUGACAUUACAUUAAUGUGCAACAAAGAGGAGUUGGGUUUUUCCUUAUCUGGAGGUCACGACAGCCUUCAUCAGGUGGUAUAUAUUAGCGAUAUCAAUCCUCGGUCAGUGGCAGCCGUGGAGGGUAAUCUCCAGCUGUUAGACAUCAUCCACUAUGUGAAUGGAGUCAGCACACAAGGAUUGACCUUGGAAGAAGCUAAGAGAACAUUAGACAUGUCACUUCCUUCAGUGGUGCUGAAAGCAACAAGAGAUGGUCAUCCAGUGUUCCCUAGUUCCAAGAGGUCUGCUGUUUCAACUCCAAAGUCAACCAAAGCCAAUGCUCGUCAUGCUGUGGAGCCUUGUUUCCAGCCUGCCCUCACUCCUAAUAAUUCGUUCUCCAAGGCUAAUGGGGAAGAAAUAAUUGAAGUCUUGUACCAUGAAGGAAAAUGCUCUACUUAUCAGAUGAAGGGAUCAGCAAAUUUGAUUCUGUCCAAAGAUAGUUUUCCAAAUCAGUCAUCCAGUUACUCUAAAUGCCCUGAUAAUUCAGAAGCUGAUGUACAAGAAGGUGAUAUUUAUGAUGAUCCUCAGGAAGCUGAAGUUAUCCAGUCUCUGUUGGAUGUUGUGGAUGAGGAAGCCCAGAAUCUUUUAAACCAAAAUAAUGCAGCGGGAGAUGCCUGUGUUCGAGGUGCACUGAAAGCCAAUGGGAAGUUCUCUGAAGAGAGAGCAGAAGAUACAGAUUGUGAUGGUUCACCUUUACCUGAAGAUUUUACGGAGUCUACCAAAAUGAAUGGCUGUGAAGAAUAUAGUGAAGAAAAAGUAAAAACUGAAAGCUUAAUUCAAAAGUCACAAGAAAAGAAGACUGAUGAUGAAAUAACAUGGGGAAGUGACGAAUUGCCAAUAGAAACAACAAACCAUGAAGAUUCCGAGAAAGAUCAUCCCUUUCUCACCAAUGAGGGGCUCGCUGCACUCCCCAUCGUCAGAGUGCUUCCCUCUGGGAGAUACACUGGCACCAAGUUGAAGUCAGUCAUUCGAAUGUUGCGGGGUUUACUAGAUCAAGGAAUCCCUUCUAAGGAGCUGGAGAAUCUUCAAGAGUUAAAACCUUUGGAUCAGUGUUUAAUUGGGCAAACUAAGGAAAACAGAAGGAAGAACCGAUAUAAAAAUAUACUUCCUUAUGAUGCUACAAGAGUGCCUCUUGGAGAUGAAGGAGGAUAUAUCAAUGCGAGCUUCAUUAAGAUAUCAGUGGGGAAAGAAGAGUUCGUUUACAUUGCCUGCCAAGGACCUCUCCCUACAACUGUUGGAGAUUUCUGGCAGAUGAUUUGGGAACAAAAAUCCACAGUGAUCGCCAUGAUGACCCAAGAAGUAGAAGGGGAAAAAAUCAAGUGCCAGCGCUAUUGGCCUAACAUCGUAGGCAAAACUACAAUGGUCAAUGACAGGCUUCGGCUGGCUCUUGUGAGAAUGCAGCAGCUGAAGGGCUUUGUAGUAAGGGUGAUGGCCCUAGAAGACAUUCAGACAGCAGAAUUGCGACAUGUUUCUCAUCUGAAUUUCACCGCCUGGCCCGACCACGAUACACCUUCUCGGCCAGACGACUUGCUCACUUUUAUCUCUUACAUGAGACACAUUCAUAGAUCGGGCCCCAUCAUCACACACUGCAGCGCUGGCAUUGGACGUUCGGGGACCCUGAUAUGCAUAGAUGUGGUUCUAGGAUUAAUCAGUCAAGAUCUUGAAUUUGACAUCUCUGAUUUAGUGCGCUGCAUGCGACUACAAAGGCAUGGAAUGGUUCAGACGGAGGAUCAAUAUAUUUUCUGCUAUCAAGUCAUCCUUUAUGUCCUGACACGUCUGCAAGCUGAAGAAGAGCAAAGAGAACAGCCCCAGCCUCUGAAGUGACACGAAACAACAGCCUUCUGGAUGCCCUUCCGCCUCUCUCCUAACCUCCAACAGAGGCUCCUGCUCUCUAUUUAAAAUAAAGGUCAUAGGGCUGCAAGUCCAUGCAAUAAAUAUCAUUCUGUGUAUUCCCUCUACCUUAGAGGGGCAUUCUUCAUAACAAUAAAUCAUGUUGAAAUGCUGUAUUUUUACAGCUACUGUAACCUGUGAUAAUUAUUAAAAAAUUUUUAACACUAACUGAAUAAUGCAGAUCUUAGGGAUGAUUAAGCAACAUUUGAUUAUAGUUGACAUUGUUAUAAAGACACACCGAGUCUAUUUUUAAUGCACCAAUCUUGUUUAUAGCAAAAUUCUUUUCCAGUAUUUUAAUAGAGUUAUUUUAUAGGGGAUACUUGAAACCAGUAUUUAAGCUUUAAAUGACAGUGAUAUUGGCAUAGAAAAAAGUAGUAAAUGUUUACUGUAUCGAUUUCUAAUUUUUACUAUAUAGAAUUUUCUGUAAUGUAUUUAUAUACUUUUUCAUGAAAAUGGAGUUAUCAGAUGUUUGUAACUGCAUCAUCUGUUUGUUAUGCAUCAUCUCACUUUGUAAAUAAAAAUACACCUUAACACAUGAACACGCCAAAGUGUGUGCAA
Molecule: messenger RNA, 8641 nt
Organism: Diceros bicornis minor
Lineage: Eukaryota; Metazoa; Chordata; Mammalia; Perissodactyla; Rhinocerotidae
Gene: PTPN13
Product: protein tyrosine phosphatase non-receptor type 13
Exons: 48
Coding region: 485-8017 (2510 amino acids)
Biological process (GO): peptidyl-tyrosine dephosphorylation
Cellular component (GO): cytoskeleton; nucleus; cytoplasm
Molecular function (GO): phosphatidylinositol 3-kinase regulatory subunit binding; protein tyrosine phosphatase activity
Source: RefSeq, a predicted model, not a curated record